Messenger RNA from Aphis gossypii (cotton aphid), 1807 nucleotides. RefSeq lists its product as uncharacterized. Lineage: Eukaryota; Metazoa; Arthropoda; Insecta; Hemiptera; Aphididae. The transcript is spliced from 3 exons. The record is from RefSeq and is a predicted model, not a curated record. Bases 257 to 1807 code for a protein of 516 amino acids.
ACUGAUCGUAUCCAUGGCAACCAACAGUGUUUUAUUAUUUUUAAAUAAAUAAAACAAUUCGUACGGCUUAAAAGGAUUUGACUUCAAGUCAUAUCAAAUUUAAAAAAAAAAAAAAGUUGUCUGUUACCUAAUCUACUGAGUUUGCUUUUGUCAACUGUUACACGAAACAAAUUCGUAUAUCGUGUUUUGUGCAGAGUGUUUAGUUAGUUAGUGUUUGUUUAGUUCGUGAUUAGUGAAAAAAUAAUUUAUAUUUGAUAUGCCUCCUAUAAGACGAAGCAAUUUAGGUAGAAGAACCAGAAAUGCUACGAACCAAGCUAAUUACCGAUCUAAUUCACAAACGCGUGAAGCGCGAGCGCGACAUUCAACUAAUAAUCGCGCAAGUUUGAAUCGAGCUGCUUUCAGUUACGAUGUGUCAAUUGACUACAGUAACUACCAAUGUGUUGUUAUUGGUUCUAUGAACUCGGUUUGCUCACACUGUAAGGCAUUAAAAUACAAAAACGAAGCCAAUGGAUUGUGUUGCGCAAAUGGUAAAGUGAAAUUGAUACCAUUGGAUCCACCACCAGAACCAUUGUACUCAUUGGUUUCAGGAAUAGGAACAGAUUCUAUACACUUUUUGACAAAUAUCCAACAAUAUAACAAUUUCUUUCAAAUUACUUCAUUUGGGGCAACAAAUGUAGUUCGGGAAAAUUUUAUGCCAACUUUCAAGAUACAAGGGCAAAUAUAUCACAGAGCAGGUUCACUGUUACCAGUGUCAGAUAGCGACAACAAAUUCCUGCAAAUUUAUUUUAUGGGCAAUUCACCACAAGAAAUUGAUCUGCGUUGUGCACAUAACAAUUUAGUAAAGAGGUCAAUUGUAGAACAAUUACAAACUUUAUUUCAUCAACACAAUCAAUUGAUUAUAUUGUUUAAAACUGCCCUGGAUCUGAUGCCAUCCGAUAAUCACAAAAUUGUAAUCAGAGCUGAUAAAACACCUGCAGGUCAACAUACAAGACGUUUUAAUGCACCAACUAUUGAUGAAGUUGCUAUCGUUGUAGUUGGAGAAAACUUGGAAUCCUGUGAUAUUGUUUUACAUCGUCGGAAUGAUCAAUUACAACGUAUAAAGGAAACACACCGCUCAUAUGAUGCACUGCAAUAUCCCAUUAUAUUUUGGCAAGGUGAAGAUGGCUACGAUUUCUCAAUAAAAAUGAUAAAUCCCAUUGCAGGUUCUGAAACCAACAAAAAAGUCAGUUCAAUGAACUAUUAUUCAUACCGCCUAAUGAUUCGGGAAAAUGAAGAUAAUCACAUAUUGAAAUGUCGGCGAUUAUAUCACAAAUAUGUUGUUGACAUGUAUGUUAAAAUUGAAACGGAGAGAUUAACAUUCAUCAGGUUGAAUCAAACCAAACUCCGAUCUGAAGAGUAUAUUCACCUUCGAGAUGCGAUUAAUACUGAUGGAAAUGCACAGAAUGUCGGUCGGAUGACUAUUCUUCCAGCAACAUAUAUCGGAAGCCCUCGGCAUAUGCACGAAUAUGCUCAAGAUGCCAUGUCGUAUGUUCGUCAUUAUGGUACAGCAGAUUUGUUCAUCACAUUUACAUGCAAUCCGCAAUGGAUAGAAAUCAAUCAGGAGUUAUUCUCUGGGCAAUCACCCAUUGAUCGUCGUGAUAUUACUGCCAGAGUCUUUAGACAAAAGUUGAAAUCUUUAAUGGAUUUCAUCGUAAAACAUAAUGUGUUUGGUGAGACACGCUGCUGGAUGUAUUCUGUGGAGUGGCAGAAACGAGGAUUGCCACAUGCACACAUUUUGAUUUGGUUGGUUGAAAACUUGAAAAUAUAA